Molecule: messenger RNA, 1755 nt
Organism: Astyanax mexicanus (Mexican tetra)
Lineage: Eukaryota; Metazoa; Chordata; Actinopteri; Characiformes; Acestrorhamphidae
Gene: st6gal2b
Product: ST6 beta-galactosamide alpha-2,6-sialyltranferase 2b
Exons: 6
Coding region: 289-1626 (445 amino acids)
Molecular function (GO): sialyltransferase activity
Source: RefSeq, a predicted model, not a curated record
GCCCACUUCAGCCGAUCCAGAAAUCAGAGGAAGAGGCAAACUGAAAGAGCUCGAAACUAGCUGAAGUGUCAUGGACCGAUAUAGAUCAAGCCUGAGAAUGAAGAUGUCAGGAGGUCAGGAGAAGAUGCUCGAGGUGGAUCUUCUAUUCUGGAUGCUGCUUUAAUUCUUCUGAGAUGGAGCUUCUUCCUCUUCUGGCUCUUCUGGAUUGAGAAGGGUCACUUUUUUGGAGUCGGACUGGAGUCGGACGUUUUCAGACUCAAUGAAUUCUUGUGAUCCAGCUCCAGCAGAAUGAAGAGGAGGAUGAAGUUGCUGAACCUCUUCUGGUUUUGUGUGAUUGGCUGGGUGCUGCUCUUGAUAAUAUACUUCCCUAAAAAGUCUGAGUUUGGAACGAUUCAUGCCCCCCCUCCCAUUCGUUCAGAGAUUUCCUGGAACAGCAUCUUGGUGACCCCAACCUCUCAAUGGCACCCUAACGUACAAUUUAAUAGAUCAAGGCCUGAUCAUUUACCUGAAGAGACGGGAAACAGAAAAGACGAUGCAGAUCAACAGAAAAUAAAUACAAAACCACUGCAGAAAUCAGCUGCUAAUUACACCAAAAGACCAGCGCGUACGCUACCAGAAGACUGGCUGGAAUAUUACUCCAGCGGCAGGGAUGUGGUCCGCGCUUUGUGGCGGGGAAACGUUUCCUCCAUGAUGCUGAGUUUACGCCUGCAGAGAGCUUUUCAACAAUACGUCGACAAAAACAGUUACAGAGUGAGUUACAGAUCUCCACAAAACAAGCAGCUGGAUCAGAAGCAGCUGGAAAAACAGGCUCUUCUAUGCCAGCUGAAGCAGCACGCCCGGGUCCGGGUACUGGACGGCACAGAGGAGCCCUUCGCCAGCCUGGGCUGGAAGCACCUGGUGCCAUCUGAUCACCUGGACAAGCUGCCUGGCACACCUUUCAGAACAUGUGCUGUGGUCAGCUCCGCCGGAUCCAUUCUCAAUUCAUUACUGGGGAAAGAAAUUGAUUCCCAUGAUGCAGUUCUCCGCUUCAAUGCUGCUCCAACUCAGGGCUUUCACAAGGAUGUAGGCAAAAAGACCACCAUCCGUAUCAUCAACUCUCAGGUCCUGGCUAAUUCAGAGCACAGGUUUAACAGAAGUUCUCUUUAUAAGAAUAAUACUCUGGUGGCGUGGGACCCUGCACCAUACUCUGCUGACCUAGAGAAGUGGUACCGAGAGCCAGAUUUUGACCUGUUUACGGGGUACGAGGACCGCAGGAGGCGCUCUCCCAGCCAGCCCUUCUACAUCCUGCACCCGGCUUUCAUCUGGAGCCUCUGGACCAUGCUUCAGACCAACACCGAGGAGAACAUCCAGCCCAAUCCUCCCUCCACUGGAUAUAUAGGUAUCGCAGUGAUGAUGAAUCUGUGUGAGAGCGUCGACGUCUACGAGUUCAUCCCGUCUAAAAGACACACCACGCGCUGCCAUUACUACGAGGCGCUCAGGGACAUGGCCUGCACGCUGGGGGCGUAUCACCCGCUACUCUACGAGAAACUAUUGGUCAGGAGGAUGUCCACAGCCUCUAUAGCUGAACUUUCAGAGAAGGGGAAGGUCACCCUGCCGGGGUUCAGUAAAAUCUCCUGUCCUCCGUGAUGAUUUUGGAAAUUUACACUCAACAAUCAAGAGAUCAGCUGCUUAUAGUGAAAAAUGUAUAACACUAAAUAGCCUUAAUUUUGAUUUUUCAUUUAUAUGGAAUAUGUGAUAAACCUGCUAUCAAAUUGA